Molecule: messenger RNA, 1491 nt
Organism: Brassica napus (rape)
Lineage: Eukaryota; Viridiplantae; Streptophyta; Magnoliopsida; Brassicales; Brassicaceae
Product: protein WHAT'S THIS FACTOR 9, mitochondrial
Exons: 1
Coding region: 167-1453 (428 amino acids)
Molecular function (GO): RNA binding
Source: RefSeq, a predicted model, not a curated record
UCUUUUCUCUUCGGCUCUGUAAUUUACAAUCGGGAAAGUUGUAAUCAACACUCACUUACGAUUGAUGAACUUACCCAUCAACAUGCUUUCGAUGCUGUAACUAUUCUCAAAUCAUCUAAUUUCAGUCUCGUGGAGGAUCAAAACUAGGGUUAAUCUCUCCUGACCAAUGCGGUGGCUGCUGCAGCGAACGGUUAGUUUCUCCACCACUUUCUCCGAUUUCAGACAAGGGUUUGGUUUUAUUCAGACAUGUGGUCUAGUCAACGUAAAGCUAAAAUGGGUGAAAGACAAGGAACUCGACGCCGUCGUGGCUCGCGAGAAGCAUCUCAAAGCAGUAUGCAACCUCGUUUCGAUAAUCUCCUCUUCACACGAUACGAAAGCACCGAUCUUUCACCUCAACACUCACCGAGGCCAGCUCGGUCUCCCUCAAGAGCUAAAGCUCGCGGCUUUCAUAAGGAGAUACCCCAACAUCUUCGUGGAGCAUUGUUGUCGUGAUGGCGCAGGUACUCGCGUUCCUUGUUUCGGUUUAACCCCCGAGGGGAUAGAGCUUUACAGUGAAGAGGUUAAUGUCGUGCGGGUGAAUGAAGAGGAUGUUGUGUCGAGGCUGUGUAAGCUUCUUAUGCUCACGAGUGAAAGAACGCUUCCUCUGCAUUCCGUUGAUCAUCUCAGAUGGGAUUUGGGUUUGCCGUAUGAUUACAAAGCUUCGUUGGUUCGUAACCACCAGGAGUUGUUCUGUUUGGUUAAGUUGUCUAGUGAUCUCGUCGGUUUGAAGCUGUUACAUUGGGAUGAACGUCUCGCUGUUUCACACCACAUGAUGAGUGAUGAUGGUGAUAAUCAUAUGGCUUUCCCGGUUAAGUUUACUAGAGGGUUUGGGUUAAAGAGGAAGAGCAUGGAGUGGCUGCAAGAAUGGCAGAGACUCCCUUACACGUCGCCUUACGUCGACGCGUCUCAUUUAGAUCCGAGGACUGAUUUGUCGGAGAAGAGGAACGUUGGAGUGUUUCACGAGCUUCUUCAUCUGACGGUUGGGAAGAAGAUGGAGAGGAAAAACGUGAGCAAUCUUCGAAAGCCGUUUGCGCUUCCGCAGAAGUUUACCAAAGUGUUUGAGCGUCACCCGGGGAUUUUCUACAUCUCUAUGAAGUGUGAUACGCAGACGGUGAUCCUUAGAGAAGGUUAUGAUAGGCGGCAGCUCGUUGAAAGGCAUCCUCUUGUUGACAUCAGGGAGAAGUUUGCGAAUAUGAUGAAUGAAGGGCGUCUUGAUAGAAGUAGAGGGGUGUAUAGGAGAUCUGUUGACGCUGAAUUGGGGAAGAAGAGUGGCAAGAUUGUUUAUCCGGAUUGGUCUGAAGGAGAGGAAGAGGAAGUGUCAGAAAAUUAUCGGUUAUCCAGAUACGAGUCUGACUAUCCUGUAGCUGUAGAUAUUGAUAUGGUGCCGGCAGGUCAGAGACCGAGGUGGCAGUAGUAAGUUGGACUGCAAUGUUUGUUACAGUGCAACCAAAC